Molecule: messenger RNA, 3583 nt
Organism: Diprion similis
Lineage: Eukaryota; Metazoa; Arthropoda; Insecta; Hymenoptera; Diprionidae
Gene: cdm
Product: importin-13
Exons: 7
Coding region: 276-3056 (926 amino acids)
Biological process (GO): protein import into nucleus
Cellular component (GO): nuclear membrane; cytoplasm
Molecular function (GO): small GTPase binding
Source: RefSeq, a predicted model, not a curated record
UGGGUUAAGUUAGAUUAGGUUAACCUUUGGUAUGACUCGGGCAUACUUAGAGAGUAUUUCCGUAUCGUCAAAAACAAUGCGUACUAAAUACAGUUUAGUAACUACCGGAGCAUCUGUCACCCUUUGCUGAUGAUGAUGUACAAUUGUUACAGAAGUCUCUUUCAACUUUCCCACAAUCUAGAAUAAGCCAAAUCAUAACCGCUAAUGUAGGGUGCGAUUUUCAUUGUAAAUAAUCAGGAACCUGUCAUCCGAAGUUGGGCUGCAAUUGCUGUGAAAUGGAUCGUGCGCUCACGGUGGAAGAGGCUGUAAAGCGAUUUUACGCUACUGGAACCAGUGAAACUCAUUCGUGGCUCUUACAGAUACAGGCAUCUUUCGAGGCUUGGAGUUUUGUUUGGGACUUGAUCGAACCAACCAAGAGCUGGGAAGUACAAUGUUUUGGCGCAACAACCCUCUACUCAAAACUUACUAAACAAUGGGAUCAGGUUCCAAAAAACGAAUACCUGGUAUUGAAGGAUCGCCUGCUUGAUUGCAUCAAAAACACAGAAGCCCCGAUAUUAGUGCUUUCCAAACUGUGCCAAGCGCUGGCCGUGGUUCUCAUUAAUAUUCAAGCAUCGGAGGAAGGAAGAAAAGAUGAUAAAAGCUUGGUUGAAGAUGUAGUCAGCAGUUUGUCUUGUGAUACUCCUUUAAUGUUGGAUCUCCUACUACGAGUUCUUUCCGCACUUCCUGUAGAGUUUGAAAAUUGUCACGGUACGACAAGGACAAAGAUUAGGCAAGGACUCAUAGCCAGUUGGCAAAGAGUUGCCCUGCUACUUCUAGAUGUAUUUUCCAACUUGGAUCACGGUGUAGCUGGGAGGAACGACCAAAAGAUAUUUCUCCUUGCACUGGAAUGCGCAUUGUCUUGGUUGAAACUGGGUGAGAUUCCUCUCGAAGCAACGAGUCAUUUAUUCAAGCAUUUUCUACAAGCUGCCUUACAUUAUGCACCACGGAGGGAAAUUGAUCUGGAAGCCAGUAGUGGAUGGGAGGUUGUUCAAGAAUGUUUAAAUUUGACACUGAGAAACCCGGAUUUAAUCAGUAGGCCUGUUUUGUUGUGGGAAUGGACUGAGGGGUUGAUAUGGUCGAUGCGUCAGGAAUGCGGUCAAGCUUUCUAUGAUAUACUUGGAACAUUUGGUAAUGCGCACAGUAGGACGUUUCUCUUGGCGUUGAGCGGAGAAGGUGACGAAAAAAAGAAAUGGGCUGCAAAGGAGCUGGUUGAGCUGUUACUAGAAUGUUCAGAGCUGCCUGGUCGAUAUCCCACGGAUGAAAGAAGCAGCUGUAUACCAUUUGGGUUCUGGUACAGUUUGCAGGACGACUUCUACAUCCUGGAUCCACCGGUUGAAACUCGGGCAUUGCUGGCUUUGAAACCGGUAUACGCCCGUCUCGCCCAGGCUUUAUUGCGUAAAGCUACGCUUCCGUUGACAGCGGCGGAAGCCGGGGACGAAGACGACAGAGAGCUUCUCAGAUGUUACCGACAAGAUGCCGCCGAUACACUGACCUGCUGCUACAACGUACUGGGCGUGGAACUGCUAGAGCUACUAGGUCAGAGGCUGAGUCAACCUCAGAAUAAUUUCGAAGAAUGGAAUCAAGUUGAAUCCACACUGCAUGCUUUCAAAGCUUUGUCGAACAGCAUCGAGUCUCAGGAGAGGCGCUAUAUACCUCCUCUCCUCCACAUUGUCUUGUCAGAAAUACCCUAUCACAGAUAUCCCGGCGAAGUACUUUCUAGUGCUUGUAUGGCGAUCAGUGCUUAUGCAGAAUGGAUAGGAGAGCAUGCCGACCCUUGGCUGGAAGGCUGCUUAAGACUAAUCUCUUUGGGAUUAGCUCAGGGUCCCGUUACCGCUACGUCAGCUAGCAUGGCGUUAAAAGACUUGGCUCGAGAAUGCGGCCCGCACCUAGCGCCGUUGGCUCCUUCGGUACUCGAAACUAUUGGGUGCACAUUGCCUAACGUACCACCGGGGGGUUGCGUAGGUCUUCGAUUAAUGUUUGCUGCUGGGAAAUUGUUGAACUCGUUACCUUCAACGGAUCUUCAAUUACAACAUCUUGAUUCUACCCUUGGUCCCUGCGUGAGGCGAUUGCACGAGUUAUUACAGCUGCCACCGUCCAAGGCUCGAAAUUCCGUUGUUAAUCAAUUGAAAAUGGCGACAACCUUGUUCUCGACAUUGGAGGGACAUGUCGGUAAAGCAGUGCUAGACGGGUUGGUGCCGUUAUUCAAUCAGAUUGUUACAGACAACGAAUGGGGAAAAGAUUACAUGACUCUGGAAGCUAUGCACAUUUGUGUGCAAAGAUCGUUGUCAUCCCUCCCUCACCCGAAAGCUGAGGCACGCCCUAUACUAUUGCUACUCACUACCUCUUACAAGACGACACCUCACCCGGCGGCUCUAAAUUUAUUACGUCAGUUAAUUUUAUUAUUAGCCAGAGAUUCUUGCAGCAUCGUCGCACCAGUUUUUGCUGAAUUAAACGGUUACACUUUAAAUGGAGUUGCCGCAAUCCAAGCAGCUGGAGGUAACUUGUCUGAUCUGUCGGAUUUGCUGCAGGCGUAUCUUGUUCUGCUUGCGCAAAUAUGCAAAAAAACUUCUCGAUUGCUACUCGCCAUCCCGCAACAAAUUCCUGAAACCUUACGAUGCGGAAUUGCAUGCUUGUCUCUUCCUGAGGUGGGAAUCGCCAAGGCUGCAGGGAGUUUUCUUAGUCAUGCGAUUGGACAAUGCCCACAUUUAAAAACGUUCAUCGAGACCUUUGGUCAGGAGCUAGUUUGUACGAUUCUACGUUGCGUUGGUGGAGAAGUCGCACGCUGUAGCCUGGAGCCUCACGCAGAAGUUCUUCUAGUAUUAUGUACAUAUUACAACGAAUGGACUACCCGGUGGCUUCGAGUGGCUUUAUCGAAUGCAAGCUCACCUCCAGUUAGCCAAGAACGAAAGGAUAUGUUCAUACGGGAUGUGUUGCGCGUUCGUCGCAGUAAAGAACGCCUAUGCAACAUACUGAAAGACUUUGGUUUGGUUUGUCGCCAAUCGACUCCUGGAUUGUGAUUCAAUCGAGCUUGAAGUCAUUUCAUUUCAAACUGUCAUACAGCAACUAAAGUGUAAGAAUGAUCAGUAAAAUUGAGAUUAUUGUCAUUGUUAUAAGAUGUUGUAUCUGCUGAGUCAAAUUGAGACAUCAUUUGGAUCUGUUUGCCUGUGAGAUUGGACAAGUUGUUUCCACGCAUCAUUUCUGUUCCAUUUAACUCGGAGGCGUGGAUGAAUUCUAGUACCUGACUCAUAAAUAUGUUCAGAAUAAUGACUUCUUAUCCAGCGAUUACAGCAUCGGGUAUUCAAUUAGCCUGACCAAUUUGACAGUUAUACAUACAUUACCCUAAUUAACUUAUAUAAACGAUGAAAAGUUAUCUGGUGAUAUGUAUCUUUACACAAUUAUAGGAUGCAGCCAAGUACUUGGGCGAGUGAAUAGAUAUGUUUUGGUUGUGCUAUCCUGUUGGAAAAAAAAAAUGUUGUGACCAGCUAUAAUUAUAUCUGUACGCCCAAGGGAUAUAUUUUGCAAAUAUACUAAAUAGUCAAUAUUA